CUAUUCAAACCCGGUUCGGUCAAAUCUAAUUUACAUCAGGAUUGUGAUAAACAACGAGAUUUAUGCGUGGUCAAGUGACUUAUUCACGUGAUGUAACAAAAAAUAGCAUACAAUUUACCUACAAUUUAUCCUUAUAUAUUUUUGGAUACAAUAGAUUUAUUGAUACGGCACUGAAUUCAACUGAGUCAAGUCUAAACGGAAUACACGAGACAUCAGUCAAUUCGGCCAACUUAGAUUUUUGCACUCUAUGCAUGAAUACAAGCCUGAUUUAAUUUUUUUUGUCAGGCGUAAAAAUCACCGGGAGAAUGCAAGAUAAGAGAAUUUUUAAAAGGAAUAAGUGUUAUCAGUUAAUGUUCGACAUUAUUAAAAUUACUGAUUGAUAGAUUUUCUGUGAGGUUAAAUUUCAAUGAUUCUAUUGUCGUGUUUCACUUCAUUGUUAAGUUUAAUAAAAUUCAAUCGUUGUAAUAAAUAAGUAACCAAUUAAUAAUUAAAUAUUUUCUUAAAGUAACUAAUUAUUUAUCAAAUGAUUAAACAUGAAUCAAUGAAUAGAUACGGUCCUUUAGUAGGAGCAAUCGAUGAAGGAACGAGCAAUGUGAGGUUUAUGGUAUUUGCAGCUGACACUGCAGAGGUAUUAACAUAUCAUCAAACAUCCAUCUCACUGCAAUAUCCGAAAGAAGGAUGGGUUGAACAAGAUCCAGUUGAAAUUAUAUCAGCAGUGAGAGAGUGUUUAUCUCAAACUGUAAUUAAUCUUGAACAGUUAAGGAUUGAUCCAUCUGAUAUUGUUGCUGUGGGUAUUGCAAAUCAACGUGAAACUACGGUAGUUUGGGAUUCUAUAACAGGAGAACCACUCUACAAUGCAAUUGCGUGGAUGGAUAUGAGAACAACGAUAUUAGCAGAUGAGUUAUUAAAAAAAAUUCGUAACCAAAAUAAAAACUACCUCAAGCCAUUAUGUGGCCUCCCCAUUAGUCCUUAUUUUAGUGCUUUAAAAUUGAAGUGGUUACUAGAAAAUGUACCAAAGGUACAGGAAGCAGUUGCUAAUAAACGAUGUAUGUUUGGUACCAUCGACUCGUGGGUUAUAUGGAAUUUAACUGGUGGAAUCAACGGUGGUGCGCAUAGUACUGAUGUUACAAAUGCUUCACGUACAAUGUUAAUGAAUAUUUCUACUUUAAAAUGGGAUCCAACUUUGCUUCAGUUUUUUAACAUACCCAAAGAAAUAUUGCCACAAAUACGGAGUUCAUCUGAAAUUUAUGGUUUCAUUCAUGAAGGGCUUCUUAAAGGUGUGCCUAUAUCAGGUUGUUUAGGAGAUCAGCAAUCUGCACUCAUUGGUCAAAUGUGUUUGCAGCGAGGAAAGGCAAAAAGCACAUAUGGGACUGGUUGUUUUCUUUUGUAUAAUACCGGCACUGCAAUUGUUCAGUCAAAGCAUGGUUUACUUACAACAGUAGCUUAUCAAUUAGGACCAAAAGCAGCACCUGUUUAUGCUUUAGAAGGAUCAAUUGCCAUUGCUGGAAUUAUUUUAGAUUGGUUAAAAAAUAAUCUCAAUAUAUUCCCUGAUGAAAAAGAGUAUGACUCUGAAAUUAAAAGAUAUUCUAAUGGAAGUGUUACAUUCGUUCCUGCAUUUACUGGUUUAUAUGCUCCAUAUUGGCAUAAGGAUGCUAAAAGCAUCAUCUGUGGUAUAACUUAUAACACAACUAAUACGCACAUAAUUGAAGCUGCUUUGAGAGCAAUAUGCUUCCAAAUAACAGAUAUUUUGGAAUCUAUUAGAAAAGAUACUGGGUUAAGUUUGGACAAAUUACUUGUUGAUGGAACUAUGACGAGCAAUAAUUUACUUAUGCAAAUGCAAGCGGAUAUAUGUGGAUUACCAGUGGGAAGUUAGGCCACUGAUGAGUGAAACUUCAGCUCUUGGAGUAGCAAUUGCUGCUGGAUGUGCAGAUGGAAUUAAAGUUUGGGAUGUUAAAAUUGAUAAUAAUAUACCAAGUGAUACUUUCUUGCCAAUGACAGUUG
Messenger RNA from Chelonus insularis, 2001 nucleotides. Its product is annotated as glycerol kinase-like. Gene Ontology annotation, molecular function: glycerol kinase activity. Gene Ontology annotation, biological process: triglyceride metabolic process; phosphorylation; glycerol metabolic process. The coding region runs from base 524 to 1873 and encodes 449 amino acids. The transcript has 8 exons. Lineage: Eukaryota; Metazoa; Arthropoda; Insecta; Hymenoptera; Braconidae. Gene Ontology annotation, cellular component: mitochondrion. The record is from RefSeq and is a predicted model, not a curated record.